Ictidomys tridecemlineatus (thirteen-lined ground squirrel) is the source of this 6831-nucleotide messenger RNA. NCBI's taxonomy places the organism in Eukaryota, Metazoa, Chordata, Mammalia, Rodentia, Sciuridae. The record is from RefSeq and is a predicted model, not a curated record.
AUGGGUCUCUGUGAGCCCAAGGGAAAGCCGGGUCUUAAACCCUCCUUUCCCAGCCAUUCCCCAGCCUCUGCCUGCAGGGCGCCGUGGGAUGCCCUGGCUCCCUCCUGGCAGGUGCUGGCUGCCUCGGUUUCCUCCUCAGGAGCCCCAGCACACUCCCGAGCUGUCCCCUCCUCUCUGACCAGUGCUCUUCCUUCCUUUGCCUCUUGCAGAGAUUUUGAUUCACUUUCCAAGGACAAUGUCUUUGAGAAUAACCGUUUGGCCUUCGAAGUGGCUGAAAAGGAGCUGGGCAUCCCUGCUCUCCUGGACCCGAAUGACAUGGUCUCCAUGAGUGUCCCUGAUUGUCUCAGCAUCAUGACCUAUGUGUCUCAGUACUACAACUACUUUGCCAGUCCUGGCCAAGGUGGCAUCUCACCCCCCAGGAAGGACCUGGCACCCUCCCCCCCACCCUCUGCAACACCCACUGUGGCGGAACCAGGAGACAAGGGCCAGGGCAAGGAGCUCCCCCCAGGCAGCCUGUCGGAGCAGGCCCCCCAGCGGGCCCCCAGUAGCACCUGUGCGGCCUGCCAGCAGCACGUGCAUCUGGUGCAGCGGUACCUGGCAGAGGGCAGGCUGUACCAUCGGCAUUGCUUUCGGUGUCGGCGGUGCUCCAGCACCCUGCUGCCCGGGGCUUACCGGAGCGGACCUGAGGAGGGCACCUUUGUGUGUGCAGAGCGCUGUACCAGGCUAGGCCCAGGGGGGUGGCCAGGGACCAGGCCUGGACCCCCCUCACAGCCAAAGCAGCAGCAGCUCCCAGAAGAAGCCAAGCAUGGCGGCGAGGGAGGCUGCCUCAGCCCGAGUGUGGCUGCAGGGCCUGAGGCCGAGGGACCCAAGGCCAGCCCUGAGGCCCGGCCGCAGAUCCCCACCAAGCCCCCAGUUCCCGGCAAACCCCAGGAACUGGCCAGCCCCCCAGCCAGCCGGCCCACGCCUGCGCCCAGGAAGUCCUCUGAGAGCACAGCCUUGACGCCCCCGACGCCCCGGCCCCGGUCCAGCCUGCAGCAGGACAGCCCGGUGGAGCAGGGCGACAGCGGCCUCGUGAAUGGAAGACUGCAGGACCCUCCUGUCCCCAAGCCGAGAGGGACACCCAAACUGAUAGACAGGACGCCAGCCCCCAGGAAGGACCCCCCAUGGAUCACACUGGUUCAGGCAGAGACAAAGAAGAAGCCAGCCCCGCUGCCUCCCAGCAGCAGCCCUGGGCCACCAAGCCUGGCUCUGGCCAGCAGGCAGGCGGAGAAUGGGGCCAUGGUGGAGGGCCCCGAGCCCAGGCCCUACAACCCCUUUGAGGAGGAUGAAGAAGAGGAGGAGUCACUCCCUGCAGUGCCCAGCCCGGUGCCCGGCCCUGCCCUGGCCCACCCAGAGUCCACACCCAAGUCCCUGCACCCUUGGUAUGGCAUCACCCCCACCAGCAGCCCCAAGACGAAGAAGCGCCCCGCCCCCCGAGUGCCCAGCUCAUCUCCACUCACUCUCCACGCCUCCUGCCUCUCCCGCUCGGAGCCCCCCUCGGCCACGCCGUCGCCGGCCCUCAGUGUGGAGAGCCUGUCCUCCCAGAGCUCAGGCCAGGCUGCCAGCGCCGAGCUCCUGGAGCCGCCCGCCGUGCCCAAGAGCUCCUCGGAGCCUGCUGUCCACGCCCCCGACACCCCCGGCACCCCUGGGAGCUCUGCCAGCCUCUCCGCCGACUCCUCCCUGUCUUCUUCUGGGGAGACGGUGCAGCCCAGCACGGAGCGGACACCACAGGCCAGGACCAGGGGCAGCCCAAGUCCCCUGCCAGCCAAGCCCUGCAGCGGGGCCACCCCCACCCCUCUCUUGCUGGUUGGAGACAGGAGCCCUGCACCUUCCCCGGGAAGCGCGUCCCCACAGCUGCAGGUGAAGUCUUCCUGCAAGGAGAAUCCUUUUAAUCGGAAGCCGUCACCAGCAGCAUCUCCAACAGCAAGGAAGGCCACCAAGGGAUCCAAGCCAGUGAGGCCACCUGCGCCCGGACAUGGCUUCCCGCUCAUCAAACGCAAGGUCCAGGCUGACCAGUACAUCCCGGAGGAGGACAUCUAUGGAGAGAUGGACACCAUUGAGCGCCAGCUGGAUGCUCUGGAACACCGCGGGGUCCUGCUAGAGGAGAAGCUGCGUGGCGGAGUGAAUGAGGGCCGAGAGGACGACAUGCUGGUGGACUGGUUCAAGCUCAUCCACGAGAAGCACCUGCUGGUGCGGCGGGAGUCGGAGCUCAUCUACGUCUUCAAGCAGCAGAACCUGGAGCAGCGCCAGGCGGACGUGGAGUACGAGCUCCGAUGCCUUCUCAACAAGCCGGAGAAGGACUGGACCGAGGAAGAUCGGGGCCGGGAGAAGGUGCUGAUGCAGGAGCUCGUGACCCUCAUCGAGCAGCGCAAUGCCAUUGUCAACUGCUUGGACGAGGACCGGCAGAGAGAAGAAGAGGAAGACAAGAUGUUGGAAGCCAUGAUCAAGAAGAAAGAGUUCCAGAGGGAGGCUGAACCCGAGGGCAAGAAAAAGGGGAAGUUCAAGACCAUGAAGAUGCUGAAGCUGCUGGGAAAUAAGCGUGACACAAAGAGCAAGUCCCCUGGGGACAAGAGCUGACAGUGAGGGAAGCUGCUGGGACUGUCUCCUCCUGGAUCCUCAUGGGCUGGAGGGAGCCCCCUGCUGCCGUGGAUCAGUCAAGGGGGAAGGUGACUCAAGGGGAGGGUGUCUCUGGGUGAGCCUCCCUCACUGAGGUCUCCGUCUGUCUGGGCCAAAGAGUUUCCCUCCCUCUUCUCUGCACUCCAGACAGCUGUGACCCAGCCCUGCCCAGUCAGAUCUGAGGAUUCCAGAUGCUGAGACAGACCCAAAGGCAAGCAGGGCCUCCAGGUGCAGGGAGGGGCAGUGGCCACGCACACCCACCCGCUCGCUCCAUGGUCCCUGCCAUGGCGGGGCAGCUCCUCGGCCUCCCCUCCCUUCUCUGUAGGCGCUGGCCUAGCUCUGCCCCACUAACGGGCCGGAGCGGGACGGGCUGUGCUGGCCGCCUCCUGCCCAGCCUGAGUCUGUCUUUCUGUCCAGUGCAGGUGCCCAGAAUCUCAUGUCACCUUGCUCAGGAGCUCUAUUUAUCAAGUCUGCAGUUAAGUUCAAAUGAGUUCCUGAGUGGUCUGUGCUGGGCAGAUCCCAGCUCCCCUGCCUCCGAGCUGGAGGAGGUUCUCCCUCCCCUCCCCUGUUCUGUGGGAAGACUUACUUCCCAGACGCCACAGUGCCCUGGUGGCCAUGCUGGGGCAGGUGGGUGCUCCUGUUAGCUGCCCCAGUGCCGAGUCCCCUGGGCAUGGCCUCUGGAGGCCACCCAGUCAGAGCUCUGUCCCCGUGCAUCAGCCUAGGGAGGGUGCUCAGGUAGGUGCUGACCUGACCGAGGCUUCCUCCCCACCCAGGGCCUGGGGCCCGCUCCCCUCUGUGGUCAUCACCCAUCCGUCUCCUUUGUUGUCUGUCCUCUCCCCAACUCAUUUCCACUUGAGGACUGAUGGCCACCGGUCCCCUGUGGGUGGGGACAAGUGAUGGGGAUGUCACUUUUGCCCAGGGAAUGUGCCUGGCAGCUCUUGGUCAAAACACUGUGUCAUAAGCUCUGGGGGCCUCCAGGCCCCCUCCUCCAUGCACUUGGGGGACAAGAUCGCACUGUAUUAACUUGGGGACAUUCCUCAACAACAUUCAAUGGGGACAGCCUCAGGCCAUGGCCACAUUUGCCUUCUUGUCUGCCUCUGCCCCACUUCCAUGGCCAGGUAUCUCUGCCUGCCUUGGAGGGUCUGGGACCAUGCUGAGGUUGUCCACUGAGUGGGACCUUGGCCCUCAUCGCCUGUCCCUGGGCAGGAUUCCCUUCCUCUCCACACCUGGGCAGCCUCUGGCAGUCUCUUGCUGAAUGUGCCUGUUGACCUUGGGCCGAGGUCACCACCUUAAGGCCUUUCAGGAACCAGGCAGGUAACACACUUGACCUGGGUCGGGUGUAGACUAGGAGACUCUGCCAGCGUUAGGGCCCCCCACUGUAGUCCACUGUAGCCUGUGGGAAUGAACGUGGACCCAGGGUUGCCAAGUCUUUUCCAUUUUUCAAAAGAAACUGGGGAUACAGAUUUCGUAUGUGUGUGAUUUGUGAACGCCCGGUCUGAACUUGUUGGGCUGGCCUGAAUUUUCCCUGGUUCUCUGUUUUGCUGCCUCUGGGUCAUGUGACGGUGGCCUGUGAGUGGAGGUACUGUCCUACUGCAGCUUCUGCUCUGGGCUCUUGUGGGUGUGGACACAGGCUUCCCAGGAGGGUUCCUGAGCCUGCUCUUGUUGGUUGCUGCACAGCCAAGGUUUAUUGUGCACACAAAACAUGGGUUGUGUGACCUGAUAGGAUUAUGAUUCCUUCGAGGUGUGGGGGACAGCAGGCAGGGUUUUUUUGCGGGGGGGUUAGGAAAAGACAGAACACUAGAGGAGGAGACCUGUGAGUGUCAGGAGCCCAAGGUGUGGGACUAAUAUGCUGUGUUGCCAGGCCAGGGUGUGCUUUCCUGUCAAGUGACUGUUCAGCCACCCUUCAGCCCAGGACCAGCCACAUACAGGAACAGAGCUGAGGCCGUGGGCGCACAAGGAGACAUGGCGUGUGCCAGAGCUGGAACUCCAAAGCCAGGUGCACUGUCAGCGUGGGUCCCUCUCACCCCUGUGUGCUGCUGCUCUGGUCUGUAUUUAGACCUAAAGUAACUUUUAAUCCUGAGAAGGCUGUUCACUAGUUAAAAACGCCCUUGAACCUUAGUUUUCCCAAGGGGUGAUGAAGCCUCACGCCGUCUGUUGAGAUCAUUUACUGAAGUUCACCUGCCAUGGCUACUGGCCAUGGGGUACUCAAGAGUGUCAGUCCCAUUUCCUCUUGAAAUGUGCAAACAGGCAACUAGAAACCGUCCAUGUUGGACAAAGUCUAACUCUGUGCAAAUAAGCGUUAUCCCUGUGAAAACAAGGUGGUACGUGUAAUGACCCACGUUAAAUGUGUUUUAUUGGCCAAUUAAUCACUGUUGUUAAAUAUUUGCCAAGGCUUUAAGUCAUCAAAUAAGUAGAUCCUAAGACAGGCGGGAGGGAAGGCUCGUCUUCAUCCCCAAGUCUAGAAACCACCUGAGCAGGAACAGGAGCUGGAGGUGGUGGGAAGAGAGCCACAGAUGCCCUCAGACGCACUUCCAAGGUGGUGAGACUUGGGCCUUCACUGUUGCUGUGUCUGUCCCCAGAAGACUUGAAGCCCUGUCAUUGGGUGGCUCUGAGACCCCACCCGUGGUCCCCAGCAUCCCUGAGCAGCAUCUGCAGUCUAUGACAGUGCCAUGCUGGGCAGCCAUCUGACAUGAGUGGCUGGCCUGGAUGACAUGGUUGGCACAGGGGCGGGCUGCGGCGUUAGUGAGCUGCGCUGCCGCUCUGACUAAGUGGUGGCAAGAGCCUUCCUAAGUUCCUCACUCCUUCUGCGGUCGAUGUCUUCCAUUUCCCGUAGUUUCUGCAAAGGGCAGCAGGGGAAGUUGGUAUCAGGUUAAGAACUUGAGGAGCAUCAGGAUGAGUUGUGGCUCAACUCCUGAGACUGGGGUUUCUCCUCACUCUGACUCCGCCCUCUGGGCCCGCCCCUGCCCGCUUUCCUGGCUCCUCCUACCUGGGAGAUUUCAGCCAGGAUGAUCCCUUGGUACUUCUUGCCCUGCCCCAGGGCCUCCAUGGCAUCCAGGAAUUCCUUCCUCUCCUGGAUUUCCUUCACAACUAGACAGAGGAGAAGGGGUGUCAGGGCAGGGGGCUCUAUGAAGGGGGUGUAGUGGCGGAGGAGUGGUUCUGCCCCUGCCCCAGUGGCUCACGUUCUUCAAAGCGGUCAGGCUCAGGAGCUGGGUCCUGCUGCGGCACAGGGGCUGCCUUUCUUUUCCAUUCUGCCAGGUCCUUCCCGGUGGCAAAGAUAGUUUGGAGUCUUUGCUUCUCCUUUUCCAGAUCUCCUGUAGGGCCCCCAAAUGGCCAAGUUGAGGCGUAAAGCUCUCUCCGGUUGCAUGUUCAGGUGGGCACGCAUCGAGCUGCAGCCUGUCUGGCAAGGGACAGGUGUGCAGACCCAGCAGCCUCCCUCCUGGGUGCUCCUGAGCUUGUCAAGUUGAGAUAGUCUCCAGAUACGCCCCCACCCCGUCCCCAGAGGAAAGUCCCCAACCAAGGUGGGUGGCUUCAACUCACUGGUGGCUCGAGGCUUGAACUGCUCACGGCUGUAGGCCCCGUUGGCUUGGCACAUGCUGGCAGGCCGGAGGCGAGACCGGGCUGCCAGGGCAGGAGGCAGGUGGGUGGCUGGUGGCAGCUGUUUGGAAGGUGAGCCUUGCUGGCUGGAUGUCGGACUGCACUGUAGGGGCAAAGGGUCUCCUCCUGGGGGUGGAAGGGUCUUGUGGCUUUUUUUUUUCCUUCAUCUUACUAGUCAAAUGGUGCAGCAGAAUCUUCUUAUCCCCACUAAGCCCACCCCUCUACAGUGAGCGGUGGGAACAAUUUGGUGGUCUCUUUGCUUUUUGACGCUUAUAUAAACAUGCUCAAAGAUGUGUGCAUAUAUUUUUCAUGUGCACAUAAGAUUCUUUUUUCAAACACUGGAUCAUAUUGUAUAAUAGUCAAUAACAGUCCCUUUUCACAUAACCAUUUAUUGUGGACAUCUUUCCAGAAAAAUCUGUUUAUAUAUAACUUAUUUUUUAUAGCUAUAUACUAGUCGUUAGAAUGGUUACCUUAUUUAUUCAGUUAGUCUCCUACUUUUGGAAGUUCAACUUGUUUCCAGGUUUUCUGUUGGUUGGUUUUUUACUACUACAAACGAUGCUGCAAUAAACACUCUGUACACUG